This is a messenger RNA of Cataglyphis hispanica, 1604 nucleotides long. RefSeq names its product enoyl-[acyl-carrier-protein] reductase, mitochondrial-like. Gene Ontology annotation, molecular function: trans-2-enoyl-CoA reductase (NADPH) activity. Gene Ontology annotation, biological process: fatty acid metabolic process. The transcript has 5 exons. Lineage: Eukaryota; Metazoa; Arthropoda; Insecta; Hymenoptera; Formicidae. Bases 235 to 1359 code for a protein of 374 amino acids. The record is from RefSeq and is a predicted model, not a curated record. Gene Ontology annotation, cellular component: mitochondrion.
GAACGCGUGACGCAUGACAACAUUGACAACUGAUUUACAGCUUCUCUCCCCUCUGUAACAAGAGAGGAUUAAUUUAAUAUUUAAAACAUAUUUAAGUUUAGAUUGUCAAGAAAAUGUUGAAUUUUUGAAAGUUAUUUUCGCAUUUCGCAAUCUAUUGACGAUUGCUACAGUGAUUUGUAAUUAUCUUAUCAAUGCUCUUAAUAUUAUCAAACAUCAAGAGCGUGAUUCAUCAACAUGGUUAUGUGGUUUGGAGGCAAGCUGACUUUGUCUAUUUCGCUGACUUCACGAUUAAUCAAAAGCAGAUUAAUGAGCAUUCGAGAAAUGAGUGCUGCAACUAACGCUGAUUGUGUAAAAUCUUUAUUGUAUAAGGAAUACGGCGAUCCCGUCGAAGUUCUUCAAGUAACCACUCAAACGGUAGAACAACCAGCGAGCGAUCAAGUAUCCAUAAAAUGGCUACUAGCCCCAGUGAAUCCAGCUGAUAUAAACACAAUACAAGGAAAAUAUCCUAGCAAACCUCCAUUACCAGCAAUACCAGGAAAUGAAGGAGUCGGAGAGAUAGUAGCAGUUGGUUCCAAUGUGCAAACCUUGCACAUUGGAGAUAAGGUGGUACCAAAUGGCCCUAAUUUUGGAACAUGGAGAACGCUAGCUAAUUAUAAUUUUAAGGAUGUUAUGAAGAUGCCAAGUGGUGUUGAUCUAAUUGUAGCCAGUAUGAUGAAUGUAAAUCCAUGUACGGCAUAUAGAAUGCUGAAAGAUUAUGUUUCGCUGAAGCCUGGAGAUACUGUGAUACAAAAUGGUGGUAAUUCUGCAGUUGGUCAAUUUGUCAUUCAAUUAUGUAAAGUAUGGAAUUACAAGUCUGUCAGUGUUGUUAGAGACAGGCCAAAUAUACAGGAAUUGAAGAAUCAACUGAAAAGCAUAGGAGCGGAUGAAGUUUUGACCGAAGAUGAAGUUCGGAAUACACAACUAUUCAAAAGUAAAAAGUUACCUGCACCCAAAUUAGCUCUCAACUGUAUCGGUGGGAAAAGUGCGCACGAAGUGCUGAAACAUCUCGCUCAAGAUGGUAUUAUGGUGACUUAUGGAGGCAUGUCUCGGGAGCCAUUGACCAUACCAAUAUCUGCACUUAUUUUUAAAAAUAUAUCAUUUAAAGGAUUUUGGAUGACAGCCUGGACAAACGCAAAUAUGGAAUGCCAGGAAAGAGAAAAUAUGUUCAAGAAUUUAGCAACUCUCUUUGCAGAGAAGAAAUUACAACCGCCACCACAUAAAUUGAUUCCCUUCUACGAGUAUCAAGAAGCUAUCGUUAAGGCGGUCAGUAUCGACGGUCGGAUGGGCGUUAAAUACAUUUUAGAUUUAACGAAAUCUUAAAAUCUUUUUAUGUAUUUGUAUAUAUAGAAUUUGUUUUUUCUAUUCUCUCAGAACUUGCAUCAAUGCAUUUAAAAUCAUUACAAUAUUGUGUAAUGUAUGCAUGCUGUUUUGUACAAUUCAUGUAAAACGACCCACUUUUUGUCAAAUAAGAGAAUGUAAAGAAAUGUUUAUUUUUAGCAAAAAUAUCGCGAAGUGUAAUAAGUAUGUGGGAAAAAUAUAGAAGAAAUAACUGCGGUUGCAAAUUU